Molecule: messenger RNA, 378 nt
Organism: Penicillium griseofulvum
Lineage: Eukaryota; Fungi; Ascomycota; Eurotiomycetes; Eurotiales; Aspergillaceae
Exons: 1
Coding region: 1-378 (125 amino acids)
Source: RefSeq, a predicted model, not a curated record
AUGGCACCAUCAAUUCCCAACACCACAGGAUCCGAAUCACCAGCAGAUGUCCCUUAUGGGCCGUACACCAGUUUCCCUUGGGAGCCACUUCCCGAGUACGGUGGUGAGAAAUCUAUCAUGUUUCGCUCAGCCGAUGGAAAGGUCGUUGCAGCAGCAGCAAGGGAAACAGGAACUGCAACAUUGACCUACCCAUGUGAUGAGUUUUUCUAUGUUACCGACGGAUGGGUCGGACUCAAUGUUCACGGUGGGGAGCAAUUUGUCCUGAACAAGGGGGAAUUCGUGUACUUGAAGAAGGGAACGACGGUUGAUUUCACAUUUGGCCCUGGGUUUACGAACGUUGCGGUUUUCAUGGACAGCGAGCGUGUAACCCUUCUUUGA